Rhizophagus irregularis DAOM 181602=DAOM 197198 is the source of this 1779-nucleotide messenger RNA. RefSeq lists its product as uncharacterized. The record is from RefSeq and is a predicted model, not a curated record. NCBI's taxonomy places the organism in Eukaryota, Fungi, Glomeromycota, Glomeromycetes, Glomerales, Glomeraceae.
AUGACUGAGGACAAAGAAAAUAAGACCAAAGAGGACAAAAAUAAUAAGACUGAGGAUAAAACCAAAGAAGUUUAUGGUUAUAAAAAAGAAGAUAGAAAAAAACUUUUUGUUCUUCUGAGUAUGAAGGAAGAAUGGAACAAAGCAGAAACAAAUUUAGCAAGACGGACGAAUUUAAUGAUAACACAUCUUUCGAUCGCCAUUAUCACUAUAUUUAUUGGAGUAUGUUUAUUUCUUCUCGCAAAAUAUAAUAACACUAACAAGAUUUUGAAAAUUACGUUGCCAAGCUUAACAGGUAUCAGUGGAGUUCUGGUACUCGUAAGGUCCUUUAUGGAGAAAUUCAAAUUAAGUAAAAAUAACUCUACAAAUUUGUUACAAAUAAUAAUUGAUAAAACCGAUGAAACUAUACCCACAUUGAUGAAGAUACCUAAAGAUGAAUUUAAGGAAUUACCUAUUGAAAGACACAAAAACUAUGAAAGCUUUUUAAGACGUAUCAAUUAUCUUAUUUAUCUAGAAAAGAAAUUUGGUAUAGGUUUCUCUAUUCUAAUGUCUUUGUAUGUCAUCAUUUUGGCGAUCAUCUCAAUUUUAUUAAGCACAAAUUUGAUCGAUUCUUCUUGGCGAUAUGCUGAUUAUUUUUUGGCUAUAAACAUAAUUGCGAUUGGGAUAGUCUGGGUCAUCAAUAUAGUCUUAUCUUAUUGUGUAAAACUCUAUGAAAAAAUUAUUAAUCUUAAUAAUAUUCCUAUUAAAUUUAUAUCGAUUCCUAUUUUAAUUCUUUUCAUUCCAUUAGCAAUUUAUUAUAGGCUAUUGAAGAGAACUUAUUUAAUAGAAAAGGAUGAUUAUGAAACUUAUUUUGGAAAAUAUAAUACAGAAAAUGAUGACGUGACAUUUUUUGGAACGGAAGUUGAAGCAAAGCUCGUUUUGAAUCUAGUUCUGAAACUUCUGAAAUAUGAAGAAACCGAUGAUGAAAUCAAGAAAUAUUUAAUAAAAGAUUUACAAAAUAAAGUUACCCGAACUUGUUCUUGUAAAGAGAUUGAGAUUAAAGAUGAUGAAUAUUUAUGUAGGAAGAUUAAAAAAUAUUUAAUGAAAAAUAAAAUGAAUGAUGAAGAAAAUAUAAAAAUUUCCGCGAUACUUGCUGGAAGACUUAUUGAAUUAAUUGAAAAAUUAGAAACAAGAAAUGGCAAAAAUCAUGAAGAUAUCAAUAUAGAUGAAUUAAUCAACAAGAUUUCCGGAAAAUUAAAAACAAAUGAAAAAAGUAGUAAUGGAAAUGGCAAAAAUCAUGGUGAUAAAGAAAUAAGUGGUGGUGCAUUAAUCGAAGAUUGGGAAAAGGUACCAACUGAUGAUAAGAUUUUAAAAUAUUUUGUUGAAAAUACCGAGAACGAAACAUUAAUGAAAGCUUAUUUAAUGGCUUUAAAAUUUAAAAAUCCUAAAUAUAGCAACGAUAAAGAUGUGAAAGAUUAUAAAAAAUAUCAUACACAAAACGAUGACGAGAUAAUAAAACUUGCUAUGAAAAUUAUUAAGAAGAAAAUUUAUAGAAGAUAUUUAAGAAAUGAUAUGAAAUAUUUUAAUUUCAAAAAAAUAUAUAGAUAUACAGCUAAUGAUGACUUUAAAUACUUUAAUAGGGAAGACUUUAUGAAUCGGAUUAUAAAAUUUUUAUUUUUAAAUAAUAAAAUUAUUUUAAAAUUAGAGCCUAUAGAAUUAACUAGAAAGCAUAAGUAUGAAAUCAAACGUCUUUUAAGUGGGCUAGAUUUAGAUGAUGAUAGUAGUGAAAGUGCUGACAAAUAG